AGAUUCCCUGGAUGGCCCAAAGAGACUGGAGGUGCUUUAGCAGCCAUGGGUGCUCACUUAGACUUAUCAGCUUUCUCUUCUUCUGAGGAAUUGAUGUCACUGGGAUUGGAUCGCCUCAAAUCAGCUCUCAUGGCCUUGGGCUUAAAGUGUGGAGGAACACUGGAGGAGAGAGCACAACGGCUUUUCAUGACGAAGGGCAAAUCAGUGGAGGAGCUGGACCCCUCCCUCUUUGCCAAAUCCAAGCCAGGAAAGGUAACCAAAGGCAAGGAGACCGAGAAGAUCAAAGAGCUUGCUGCUUUGGAAGCUCAGGUCUACCGACUGACAGAAAUUCUCUCAGAACAGAGAAAUGCAACUAAAGAAAAUGUACAAAGAAAACAGGCCAGACGGGAUGGUGAAGAAGAGGAGGAGGAAGAGGCAUCAGCCUCGGAAUCUGAGGAUGAAGCUGAUGAUGAGGUACCUUACAAUCCAAAGAACCUUCCUCUUGGCUGGGAUGGAAAGCCCAUUCCAUAUUGGCUCUAUAAACUUCAUGGCCUCAACAUCAGUUACAACUGUGAGAUCUGUGGAAACUUCACAUACAAGGGUCCAAAGGCAUUUCAGAGACACUUUGCUGAGUGGAGGCAUGCUCAUGGCAUGAGAUGUUUGGGUAUCCCAAACACAGCUCAUUUUGCUAAUGUUACUCAGAUUGAAGAUGCCCUCAAGCUUUGGGAGAAAUUGAAAGUCCAAAAGACAUCAGAGAGAUGGCAGUCUGAACAGGAAGAAGAAUAUGAAGAUUCACAAGGAAAUGUUGUGAAUCGGAAAACCUUUGAUGAUCUCAAGAGACAAGGUUUACUUUAGGAGGCAAUUCCAUAAGGAUUUAAAUAUUAGCGUGGGCAACUUUUUUUUUAUGGAUUGAAAAUACCAUGAUUAUAGGAAUUAGUCACUCAUGAAGAAUAGGUAAUAAAAAUUAUCAUAUAAUCUGCAUGAAAAUGCUGUUUAUAAAUGUGCAUAGUAUGUAAUACAUAUGCUCUGCAUAUUCUUGGAUAGUACAAGAAAUUAAGAACUAAAAUUAAGGAUGUGUUAAUGUAAAUGAUGAAUUUUAUGAUGAUUUUUAUAUCAAUACAGCGAUAUUCCUUCAGUAUAUUCAGAUCCUUAUUUUUUUAUUUUAACCCCUUAAUACAGUGUGCCACUUUAUAGCUUGUCACACUACAGUCUGGUAGGUGAAGCCUUGAAACGUUUGAAAUAGUUCGUUGGUCAGUGAAACUAUGAAGAAUGUAGUAAAUUCACACUUAUAAUUAGAGAUAAAUAUUUAUGAAUGUAAAUUCCUCAACCUAGUAAUAUAGUUUAAAUGUAUUAUAAUUUCUGGAAUGAAAUUAGUAACAUUUGCUUUAAAGAAAAUCAUAGUUGAUUAUGAUCGUUUAUAAAGUGAUUUGGGACAUUCAGUGUAAUCACAUAUAUACAGGUGUUCUCAAUCAGCAAGAUUACUACGAUCUCAAAAUGCUGUAUUGCCAGUUGUACAUACUCGUGAAUAUAUGAGACGAUUUUCUUUACUCUGUAUACAUUUAGCAUUUGCCCUUUCUUGGAUUUUUCAAAACUAUUUGAACUGCUUCGUUUUACAUAUUGCAGAGCAAAUUGAUGGAAUAUCCCCCCUCCAAACCAUGCCGUUGAUGUCGUGGGAAGGUGGGGGGGCUGUUGAUACAGAGACCAAGGGCCCUAUCACACUAGCACUGUCUCUUUCUGAAUUUGAGGCUUUCCGCAAUUAUCGAAUGCAAACUGAAAGCCUCCUAUACAAAGAUGGUUGCAACCGUUUCCGUUUGUGCAAUGGAGGAUCUAUACAGCUAUGAUUAUUGUUGAUAAAUUAGACAGAAUGAGUUAAUGUAAACAGAAGUUCAUACUGUUGUAUUUCUAUAAGCAAUAUCAAUCAUUAUUUCCUUUAAAAUAACGUUAUAUAUAUGAGAAUUCUUUUGUGAUUCCCGGGACCUCAGUCGGAUGUUUGUUUAUAGUAGCCGAAAAAGUGCAAGCGUGAUGGGCCCUAUGCUAUGGAUCACCCUAGCCUUGGGCCUAAGCCCUUGCCUCAACUAAUUUUGCUUGGUCUAUUCUCCCCCUUUCCUUUUCCUUCUCUUUUCCAACCUCUUCGACUAUCCACUUCCAAAUGUAUGAGAGCCAUGUUGAAUUGACGAAAGCUGCUAAUCAUGAACGGCUAUGGGGAACCCUGUGUAUGGUAUUCGUACUAAUUAUAGGCAAAUUUCAUCUGUUUUUGAACGUUUGCCGUUGAAAAGUCGUAUUGUAUAUUUGAGACCAUUUCUCCUUAUCUCAAUACUUGUACUGGAACUGUUCCCAUCUCCCUGUUCAUUCAUUUCUCGUCUGGCACUCUGUCACAUGUUGGUACUUCAAAGAAAAUCCAGGUUCUAAUUGUAGGCUGAUGGAGUUGUGUGUCCACUCUGUGACAUGAUGUCAUAGGGUGUAAAUAUUUUCCGUGUGUGAUCAUGCUUACACACAAAUGAGUCAAGAAGGCUUGGGUAAAUAAUAUGAAACAGAAAGGGCAAUUGUAUAUAAACGUUAGUACUGAGAUACAUGUAGAUAAUACGUAACACUUUACAUGAGGCAUAGUAUUGCGCACACUCGUGGUCUGUCUGUCUGUUUACAUAUCCACAACGAACAAGGGGCCACAUGAUCAUCCUUUGGAGAGGACACUGGGCGAAGAUACCGACAGUUAUACCACUAACCUCUAUCACUAGGGGGACAUAGUUGGUAGUCCCUGGAUUUGCCGCAACCUCUAACUGUCCCAACCUUUCACCAACAAUGUAAUAUUGGGUUUUGAAUUCUGACAAGCUGUCCAUCACUCAACCCAGAAAAGGGACUGAUAUGUUCAUUGUACUUGCGCUCGACUUGCUCAGCACAGGUGCACAGGGACAGAUUAACAGAGCAGUUGGCCAUACAACACUUUUGCAGGAGAACUUCUGGAUGGUCCAGGGGUGUUACGAAGUUCAAGGAAACCCCUGUCAAACUUCUCACACUGCUGAGGGCACUGUCUUGAGAAUCAGGUGCUUGCCUGCCUUGACAGCUGCCUCGGCAUGGUCAUUUUACUGUGGCUAAUGUGGCGAUGUCGCCACAUGGCGGACACCCCAGCGCUCUGUGAAGUUCCGGAAGUCAACACUGGUGAAUAAAGAUCAGGCAUCAGUUUAGAGGCGGAGAGGAAUGCAAACGUCCUGGAAGUACUUGCAGAACAUCUGGCAAACGUUGUUUCCAAACCACAGGGCACAAUGACAGACCAACCUGAGAGACUAUCUCCUAUUACCAGGAAUGACUUCCCUUGACCUGGAAGAAGUCUUUGGACAUGGACUCGAAGGGCCUCUUAGGGUGGUCAGCUGUUAUGAGGGGUCCCUGUUGUUGGCUGGGUUGCAGUAUCUGGCAUGACUCACGGGUGUAUUCUCUAAGUCUUGGGUCUGUACUCGGCCAGAAGAGUCUACAUAGGCCGGCUUUGUCAUUUCUACACUACAGUGAAUGUUAUGGAGGCAGGCUUAUGAAGACAUAAGGUGGCAGGAAUCACAAUUUGUUGACCGUACAGGACCAGCUCCCUGACUGAACAAAGACUGUCCCGUAGCUUCUAGUAGGGGAGGAUGGAGUGGUGUAGGUCAUAACUGGAUGGGAACCCAGAGGACAAAGACAAGUAAACAUCCUUAAGCAUGGUCUGCACUUGCCAUAUCUCGGAGCUCCUGAAGGGAAGGGUCCUUUCAGAAUCAUAAUUUGAUGACUCGUCCUCUGUGAUGGCAUUACAGGUAUUAACUUGUCAUACAAAUGCAGAAGCCUUUCAUCCUUUGGUGCAGGGUGGCUAACUGGGGCUCUGAAGAGGGCAUUGGGAAUACAGAGCUGUCAUUGCAUAGUGCAUAAUCAUGCAAUCUCGCAGACCACGUGUGUUCAUACCGCGUGGUCCACCACGUGUGUACCCAAGCUUGGUCACCUGCACCCAAACAUAACCCAAGCAAGCCUCGGGCAGCCGGCGGGGCCAGGGGUACUUAAGUUGACCUCGCCUGACCCAAACUCUCAUUCGCUCACACACCCUCGGUGACACGGCUCCUGAGCUGACCUCAUACCCGGCCUGCCUCUGGCGGGUCGGCCUACCUGCCAGCAUUUCGUAGUGUUCUUAUCGUAUGUUCUUCAAUAAAAGUGUGCAGUCA
Messenger RNA from Penaeus vannamei (Pacific white shrimp), 4154 nucleotides. Lineage: Eukaryota; Metazoa; Arthropoda; Malacostraca; Decapoda; Penaeidae. The record is from RefSeq and is a predicted model, not a curated record.